AAAUUGCAACUUUUGGAGUUCAUGUUGUUUUUGCAUUCUGGGCUGAAUCCAAGUAGUGACAUCAAAGUGGAACAUCGGAUCAUGCUCCUCCCCUGUGAACGAACAGGUUUCUGGCCACAUCACAAGUGGUGUCAUAUCAGCUAAAUGAAAGAGAGAAAUGAUCCAUCCUGUUACCAAGUAGAACUAACCCUCACUCAGAAUCUACUGAAAGCACCGCUGGCUGACAGGGCAAAUGGCAGAGCAGUAUGAACAGGCAGAAUUCAUCAAAGAUCGGCUGUACUUUGCUACUCUCCCUGUCAAACCAAAGAACUCUGCAAACACACACUUCUUCAGCACAGAUGAAGAGUUCAUUUAUGAGAGUUUCUAUGCAGACUUCGGGCCCCUUAACCUCGCCAUGCUCUACAAAUACUGCUGCAAACUCAACAAAAAGCUCAAGUCCUUCACAAUAUCUAGAAAGAAACUGGUCCACUACACCAGCUGUGACCAGAAGAAGAGAGCCAAUGCUGCCGUUCUCAUCGGUGCCUACGCUGUUAUCUAUUUAAAAAGGACACCAGAUGAAGCCUACAGGACUCUAAUCUCAGGAAACAAUACAGCCUACCUGAUGUUCAGGGAUGCAGGAAUGGGCGAGUGCACUUUCAACCUCUCUGUCCUCGACUGCUUACAGGGAUUACACAAGGCAUUACAGCACGGCUUCCUGGAUUUUGAAACAUUUAGUACGGAAGAAUAUGAACAUUAUGAGCGAGUUGAAAAUGGAGACAUGAAUUGGAUCAUUCCUGGAAAGAUUCUGGCAUUCAGCAGCCCUCAUGCACGAAACAAAGUAGAGAAUGGUUAUCCUCUCCAUGCACCUGAGGCGUACUUUGAACACUUUCGCCAAAAUAACGUGAUUGCUGUGGUUCGCCUGAACAAGAAGCUGUAUGAGGGCAGACGCUUUGAGGAUGCAGGGUUUCAACACCAUGAUUUCUUCUUCCCGGAUGGUUCCACACCCUCAGACCUGAUCAUUAGACGCUUCCUGCAUGUCUGUGAAAGCAGCGAAGGAGCCGUGGCCGUGCACUGUAAAGCUGGCCUGGGCCGUACGGGCACCCUGAUCGCCUGCUAUCUGAUGAAGCACUUUCGGUUCACGGCGGCCGAGGCUAUUGCAUGGAUCAGAGUCUGUCGACCUGGAUCAAUUAUUGGUCCACAGCAGAACUUCUUAGUAGAGAAGCAGCACAGCUUGUGGGUACAGGGAGACGUGCAUCGCUCCAAGCUGAAACUUGCCCAACAAAGGUUCAGUCGACAGCUGCAGCUGCAAAAGCAGCAUGGGCAACAGCUCCAUCUGCCCGGCUCUGACCCAGUGACACGCAGCAAACAAGAGGCAGUGUUUUCAAGCAUGGUUUCAAGCAUGGACGAUCUGUCAAUCAAAACCAGUCUGUGCAAAUCCUAUAGUUUGGACGAAAGUAAUUGUAAGGAAAGCAGUCUAACCCAAGGAGACAAUCUGAGAGCCCUGAAGGGGAAACGGACACCCAGACUAGUUUCUUCCAACUCCAGUGAGUCAAACGUGUCCCACUGUUCAAUCCCUCCACCACCAAAGUCACAGAAAAUCAGACUUUCUCUUCCUUCGUCUUCUAAAAAACUUGUGCGAAGUUCCUCAUCUGUCACACAGAUAAAGAGCCCCUUCAGCCUCAGUCUAUUCAGCUCCAGGCCUGCUCUGAUUCACUGAGCUCAACUUGGGAAACUAUGUCACAAGAAGGACAGUGAAUGAAUUGCAAAACUGGAUCAAAGAGGAUCAGAAAAGGCCUUACAUCAGCAUAUCGUUUAUAUGCAUUUAAAGGACCUGGAAUGUGCAUCUUUGGUUUCCCAGAACAUCAGAUUGACGUUUCUUUAUUCUGAUAUCACCCAUGAAUAGCUGAUGGUGUAGCAACAAACUCUGAAACCUCUAUAUCAGGGGUAAACUAUAAAAAAAUCAGCAGGGUCCGAAUAAAGAAAAUCAACAACCAGUAAAGGUCCGGGGACAUUUUAAAUUAUAAUCUUUUACUUUAAACAGAAUUUAAC
Molecule: messenger RNA, 2028 nt
Organism: Cyprinodon variegatus (sheepshead minnow)
Lineage: Eukaryota; Metazoa; Chordata; Actinopteri; Cyprinodontiformes; Cyprinodontidae
Product: dual specificity protein phosphatase CDC14A-like
Exons: 14
Coding region: 233-1696 (487 amino acids)
Biological process (GO): cilium assembly; microtubule cytoskeleton organization; regulation of exit from mitosis
Cellular component (GO): nucleolus; mitotic spindle; spindle pole
Molecular function (GO): protein tyrosine/serine/threonine phosphatase activity; protein serine/threonine phosphatase activity
Source: RefSeq, a predicted model, not a curated record